Pieris macdunnoughi is the source of this 2742-nucleotide messenger RNA. NCBI's taxonomy places the organism in Eukaryota, Metazoa, Arthropoda, Insecta, Lepidoptera, Pieridae. The record is from the annotation of a GenBank genome assembly.
AUGACUGAUUCUAAAUACUUUACAACAACAAAAAAGGGAGAGAUAUUUGAACUCAAAUCGGAACUCAAUAGUGAUAAAAAAGAAAAGAAAAAAGAAGCUGUUAAAAAGGUCAUUGCUUCUAUGACAGUUGGUAAGGAUGUUUCUGCACUAUUUCCUGAUGUAGUCAACUGCAUGCAGACAGACAACCUUGAACUUAAGAAAUUGGUCUACUUAUAUCUAAUGAAUUAUGCCAAAUCACAGCCAGAUAUGGCUAUAAUGGCUGUUAAUACAUUUGUUAAGGACUGUGAAGAUUCGAAUCCACUAAUUCGUGCACUGGCCGUGCGAACUAUGGGAUGCAUUCGGGUUGACAAAAUCACAGAGUAUCUUUGUGAGCCUCUGCGAAAAUGCUUGAAGGAUGAAGACCCAUAUGUGAGGAAAACUGCAGCUGUUUGUGUUGCCAAGUUGUAUGAUAUUUCACCAAGUAUGGUGGAGGAUCAGGGUUUUCUGGAUCAGUUAAAGGAAUUGCUGAGUGAUUCAAACCCCAUGGUUGUUGCUAAUGCCGUGGCAGCUCUCUCUGAGAUUAACGAAGCAAGUGUUUCAGGACAUCCAUUAGUUGAAAUGAACGCGCCAACCAUUAACAAACUACUGACAGCCCUUAAUGAAUGCACUGAGUGGGGUCAGGUGUUUAUCCUCGAUGCAUUGUCAAACUACUGCCCUCGUGACUCGCGUGAGGCUCACUCCAUCUGCGAGAGAAUAACCCCGAGGCUAGCGCACGCUAAUGCAGCUGUUGUGCUUUCCGCGGUCAAGGUUCUUAUGAAACUUAUGGAAAUGCUCUCUGAUGAGACAGAACUUGUUAACACCUUGUCUCGUAAACUGGCCCCACCCCUGGUUACCCUAUUGAGUGCUGAACCAGAAGUCCAGUACGUGGCUCUUCGGAACAUAAACCUUGUUGUCCAGAAGAGGCCGGAAAUUCUUAAACAUGAGAUGAAGGUGUUCUUUGUGAAGUACAACGACCCUAUAUAUGUAAAGUUGGAAAAGCUGGACAUCAUGAUACGUCUCGCGUCGCAGGCGAAUAUCGCGCAAGUGCUGGGUGAAUUGAAGGAGUAUGCUACUGAGGUGGACGUGGACUUUGUGAGGAAGGCCGUUCGGGCUAUUGGUAGAUGUGCUAUUAAGGUGGAGCCAUCGGCCGAACGAUGCGUAUCAACUUUGCUGGAGUUAAUUCAAACCAAAGUGAACUAUGUGGUGCAGGAAGCCAUCGUUGUGAUCAAAGAUAUAUUUCGGAAGUACCCGAAUAAAUAUGAGAGCAUUAUCAGCACUUUGUGUGAAAAUCUUGACACCUUAGAUGAGCCAGAGGCCAGGGCGUCUAUGGUAUGGAUUGUGGGCGAGUACGCGGAGCGUAUCGACAACGCUGAUGAGUUGUUAGAUUCAUUCCUCGAGGGAUUCCACGAUGAAAACGCUCAGGUCCAACUGCAACUUCUGACAGCGGUGGUUAAGUUGUUCUUAAAACGCCCCGCUGACACUCAAGAACUCGUGCAACACGUACUCAGUCUCGCUACACAGGACUCUGACAACCCAGACCUCAGAGACCGCGGUUUCAUCUAUUGGCGAUUGCUAUCAACUGAUCCUGCUGCUGCGAAGGAAGUGGUGCUGGCAGACAAGCCUCUGAUCUCAGAGGAAACGGAUCUCUUGGAGCCGACGCUUUUGGAUGAGCUGAUCUGCCACAUCAGCUCACUGGCUUCAGUCUAUCAUAAACCGCCCACAGCCUUCGUAGAAGGUCGCGCGGCGGGCGUGCGCAAGUCUCUUCCAGCUCGUGGUGUAACCGGAGAAGAAUCAGUACCACAGGCCACUGUCAUUCCUAACCAGGAGUCGCUCAUCGGUGACCUUUUGUCAAUGGACAUUGGCGGCGGAGCUCCAAAUGCCUCUGGACCUGCACCUGCGCCGGCCUCUAAUCUAGACUUGCUAGCUGGUGGAUUGGACGUACUUUUGGGCGGUGGACCGGAGCCGACUCCCGCCCCAAGUACAACUGGUCUUUUGGGAGACAUAUUCGGUGUAGCCGCUCCUCCAGCUUCCUUUGUGCCGCUCAAGCAGUGCUGGCUGCCCGCUGAUAAAGGAAAAGGCCUGGAGAUUUGGGGUACCUUCAGUAGGCAAGGCGGUCAGCCGCGUGUUGAGAUGACUUUCACCAACAAAGCCAUGCAGCCCAUGACAGGGUUCGCUAUACAACUCAAUAAGAACAGUUUCGGCAUAUACCCGGGAGGUGCGCUGUCAGUGGGCGCGGUGGGGGCAGGCGCACGUGUUGACGCACCCUUACCUCUCGCCACUGGAGGACCCGUUCAGAGGAUGGAGCCACUCAACAACUUGCAGGUGGCGGUCAAGAACAACAUAGACGUGUUCUACUUCGCCUGCCUCAUUCCAGCUCACAUCCUCUUCACAGAAGACGGACAGCUCGAUAAAAGGGUCUUCCUCACCACCUGGAAAGAAAUCCCAGCAGCGAACGAAGUCCAGCACACGAUUAACAAUCUUGUCGGCACGGCUGACACGAUCGCUCACAAGAUGUCGCUGAACAACGUUUUCACCAUCGCCAAGAGAAACGUCGAAGGGCAAGACAUGCUCUACCAGUCCCUGAAACUGACGAACAACAUCUGGGUUCUUCUGGAACUAAAACUUCAACCUGGCAACCCUGAGGCUACCCUCAGCUUGAAAUCCCGCACGGUAGAGGUUGCCACAUGCAUAUUCCAGGCUUACGAAGCCAUACUCAAGUCGUAA